AAGAAAGCUACAUGGCGCCUGCUCACUGCUCCGUCGAACUCCUCUCACUUUGAUGGCUGGGAUGAAGCUUCUCCUGCUCACCCUCUAUGAAUACUCUCCUCUCUUCCACAUCGUGGUGGUUUCUCUCUGUUUCCUCCUCACCGCCGCCAUCGUGCUGGGCUGGUUUGGCUUCGAUGUCCCAGUGAUGCUUCUCAGCUCUGAUGAGACGGAGCCAGUCACUCCAACCCCUGAGAGGCCGAUGGUACAGGAGACCAAUCCGUUUUCUCUGGCACUGGGCUCGGGGCCCGCAAGUGUCAGUGAUGGUGUGUCACUGAAACUGGGCUGUCUGGGGCCAUGUGUUCUUAGCUGUUUCUGGGGCUGUGAAGUCAGUGCUCUACAGCGGGCUCUACAUAACCAUCAACAAAACCUGAAGCUCACCUGUCCACAACACUUCCUUGAGGCCCUGCACCUACACUUCCACUACCAUCAAAUGUUCCGUAUCAGCAGAGGAGAUGAACACGAAUGUCACACUUGCAUCCCUCAUGACCAGAGUAUUACAGAUUUUGGGCCUCUGCCAAGGAAACACUAUCCCCUCGUGGCUGUACUGACUCUGGCAGAAACAGAGGCCAGGAACCUUUACAAUAUUGUGGCAAGUGUGAUCGUUAUUCACAUACCUGAUGACAUUUACAGACUUUCUGCACGAAUUCUCUUUCAAUAUCUUCUCACAUCACAAGGAGAUGUGCAUGAAUUAAAACCUCUCUUCAUGUCAGCUGAGACGUCUGGGCCUCCUGAUUUGGAGAGGAGCUGCCAGCCAGAAGAAACCCAGAUGGAGGGAGAUCCUUUGAGAGAAGAGACAGACUGGUCAGAGCAUAUUGGCAGGAACUGUGUAGUAUGUCAGAAUGCAGCAGUGAACAGGGUGCUUCUGCCCUGCAGGCAUGCCUGUGUGUGUGACAGCUGUAUGCUGCACUUUCAACACUGUCCCAUUUGCAGGGCCUUUGUCAUGGAGUCAUUUGCACUUAGAGCAACACGGACAUGAUGGCUGCUGGCUUGUCGAUAGGGGGCACUGGGGUGACAUCCAUGGGGGAAAAUGUGUAGAGUUAGUAGAUCACCACAACUAUUCUUUUAAAAUUCUAUGUGCACAAGGACAAUUUCUAAUUUGUCAGGAUUUCUGUUUCAGUUUUUGUUUAUUGGUGCUUCAUUUUUAUGUAGGUUUAGAAACAUGUUUUUAGUGAGCAUGUAUCUAUGUUUUAGUUCCUAAGCUUCCAUGUGUCUACCUGCUGGUUUUUGAUUGGCUACUCUUGUUCCAUUAUUUUAAUUUGAUUUUAAAUAUGUAUUAAAUAUUAUGAUGAAAAUAAUUAUGCAUUUCUCUAAAAGGAUGAAUAUUGGUAACACUGGUCUUUAGACGAUUGAACCAUUGAUCAAACCUUUGUUCAGUUCCAGCAGUCAAACCAGCAGCAGGUAGAGAAAAAUAAAAAAUUUGGUUCAGUUUAGAAUGUGGAAACUAAAAUGUGACACACAGCUUGUCAAAGUAGUAAGUGCUAGUGCUCAAAGACGAUUGUUAGCAUUCGUCCACCAUGUCACUGGUGGACAAACAGUAUUCCUUUGGAAAUCCUCAUCUUUUUUGCCCUUGGAUAAAGCCUUCCUAAAGCCAUUGUACAGAAUUAUGGCUUGGCAAUUGGCUUUCUUCUUUGAAGGUUCAUGUCCUCCAGCUGCCUAAAUCUAGACCGCUGGAACAUAGGACCACUAUUCAUCAUUUGGACAUGAUUUUCAAUUUUUUAUUUUAACUUCAAACUGUUUUUUUUUUUUUUUUCCUGCUGUGCUUAUCAAUGUAGCUUCAUCUGGCCUGGUUCUGUUUAUCUAUGACCCCAUCCUGGGCAGAAGCCUGAACAUCAUCUGUUAUAGAUGAUAGAGUCAUCUGCUUAACGGUCUCUUUCCUAGACGGACCCACCUGUGGAGCUAGUUUACCUACUUUAACAGAGUAUUUUUAGAUCAGUGCUUGUGUUCCUCUUGAAUGUCUGCUUCUGUCUCCUUGAACCUCAGUCGGCCUCAGCAGAUGGCCGCUCACACUAAGCCUGGUUCUGCUGGAGGUUACAGGCGGUGGCCCCCUCCUGACUGCUCCAGCCUCUGGGACAGGCGGUGGCCCCCU
This is a messenger RNA of Cyprinodon variegatus (sheepshead minnow), 2125 nucleotides long. RefSeq names its product cell growth regulator with ring finger domain 1 (gene cgrrf1). Lineage: Eukaryota; Metazoa; Chordata; Actinopteri; Cyprinodontiformes; Cyprinodontidae. The record is from RefSeq and is a predicted model, not a curated record. Gene Ontology annotation, biological process: negative regulation of cell growth. The transcript has 6 exons. Bases 53 to 1015 code for a protein of 320 amino acids.